Phyllotreta striolata is the source of this 2085-nucleotide messenger RNA. The record is from the annotation of a GenBank genome assembly. NCBI's taxonomy places the organism in Eukaryota, Metazoa, Arthropoda, Insecta, Coleoptera, Chrysomelidae.
AUUGGAUCGAAUCGAUCCGGGUGCUCGUUCAUUUUUUCUUAAGAAAGCCAUCAAGUCGGGCGUGCAUUUCAAAAGAGAGGAUGAGUGAGAGUAUUAAAAAACCAAACGAAUUGUAUUCGUUGAUUAGUAUUAAUAAAGCUCAGGGGCCAUCGUCGUUCGAAGAUGCAGUUCGAAAGACAGGCUUCGGGAAAUUCAACAUCAUGCUUAUGGUGUUGGCUUUCUGUGGAAUAUUUUCCCCCAUGUUCGAAACCACCACCAUGUCCUACAUAUUCGCACCGGCCAAAUGCGAUUUGGAUUUAUCCCUGCAGGAUAAAGGAUAUUUGAAUUCAGCUGUGUUCGCAGGCAUGAUAUCCAGCUCGUUUAUUUGGGGUUUUCUCUUGGACACCUUCGGGAGGAGAAGGCUCAUGAUCGUCGGGUAUUUCAUGGACGCCACGGUGGUGUUCCUGAGCUCUCUUUCGCAGAAUUUCACCAUGUUGAUAAUCUGCAAAUUCUUAGGUGGCGCCAUAAUCAACGGGCCAUUUUCCGCUAUGAUUGCGUAUUUAAGCGAAUUCCAUUCGUCUAAAUACCGGUCGAGAAUACAAUUGAUGAAUGGCACAUUGACGAGCUUGGCGCAAAUUGUCUUACCCCUUCUUGCUUGGGGUAUUCUACCAUUGCCCAUCCAUUGGACUUCUCAUAAUUUUACUUUGAAUUCUUGGAAUAUUUUCUUAAUGCUGACUGGUUUGGCCCCAUUCAUCAGUGGAAUCAUAUUCUUCUUCCUGCCGGAGAGUCCCAAAUACUUGAUGACCUCUGGUGAAAAUGAGAAAGCUAUGGAAGUGCUACAAACUGUCUACAGCUGGAAUACGGGUAAACCCCCUGAAACCUAUCCUAUAAAAGAGCUAAUCCAAGAAAUUCCAUCGAACAAAACGGAAGAGGAAGAAGACGAUGAAGACGAUGUUGCCUCGGUCAUCGACCACAAAUCCAAACUUUACGCAGUGAACGAGGGUUUGCAGAACUUCGCUCCGCUGUUCAGGUCCCCUUACUUGGGGAACUUCCUCCUGAUAGCCGUCAUCGAGGUCAUGUUCCUGACCAGUUUAAAUAUGCUGCGGCUGUGGAUGCCCCAGCUCUUCCAGGCCUUGGAGGACUACAAAAUGGGCCACAAUGGAUCCACGACUGAUUUGUGCACGAUGCUGGAGGUGCUGAAACCUUCCGCAACGAACGGCACGUGUGUAGCUCAAAACGUCAGUAAAUCGAGCGUUUACAUUAACUCCAUGUUAGUGUCUUCACUUUCGAUUUCCUGUUAUAUUUUAACGGCAAGUGUAAUAGUGAGAGUGGGGAAGAAGAAAGUGUUGAUUUGUUUAGCUUUCGUGGGAGCCAUAUCGUGCAUGUCUCUGUACAUAGCCAAAGGCACCGUGUUAACCACUGUCUUGACAUCGGUAUUUGUGUCUUGUGGAAACGUCGGGAGUAACGUAGUUUUAGCCAUUACUGUCGAUGUUUUCCCGACGACUUUGAGGGCUUUUACUGUGUCUUUGAUAAUGGCGAUCGCUCGGCUGGGAAUCACCUGUGGAAAUUUAAUAUUUCCCAUGCUUCUGAAAGCUGGAUGCGCGCCACCGUUCUUCGUGGUCGGAGGAGCAGUAGCAGUUGGAGGAAUACUGAGCUUCCUUCUUCCGAACACCGAAAAUAGAGCUUUACAAUAAUUUUUUAUAGACAAUGAAAGCAUUUACGACUGCAAUUUUGUGAUCUUCACGCGUUAAAACUGAGUAUUAUUUAUUUUUUAUAAAAUUAUUUUAACAUAUUCCUUAGUGUAAAUAUUUAUUUCAUUCGAUUUAUUUAAGGAUGAUUAGCGCAAACGUACAAAAGAUGAAUAAUAAAAAUACUAUCUGAACCAACGUAACAUUUAUUUUUAUCGUGAUUAAAUUUAAACGAGUAGUAAGUACUUUAAAAAUUGUAGAGCCUUGCAUAGAAUUGAUUUAAUAACAUUCGAGUACAUUAUUCGGCAGAUUUUUUAACCAUACCACCGAAUGCAUCUGCACCAGCUUGCACGAUUUCCUCGUAUCCGAAGCUGGACAUUGCGUUUUUGCAUUGUUGAAACCAUUGCCACAGAUUGGG